ACUCAGUAUAACACUCUGCAGCCAGCCACAAUGUGUGUCAGAGGACUGUCUGUGCUCCCUAAGUAGAUGACUGCUCCAAAUCUGGUGUCUGUAUUACUGACUGCGAGAUACGAGAAAAAUUGGUUCGCACAUUAACAUCCCAAGUCAGGACAAGGUUUUUCGAUUGUGGGAUAGAAUGCCGGCGAUCAUUAGUAAAAACUCCGAUUUGGAGUUUGACUCCUUACAACCGUGUUUCUACCCGGAUGAGGACGACUUCUACUUCUGUGGUCCCGACUCUGCGCCACCGGGGGAGGACAUCUGGAAGAAAUUCGAGUUGUUGCCCACUCCGCCCCUCUCCCCGAGCCGAGCCGCGCUACCGGGGGAGCCGGCGACUGCCUCCCCGGAAGCAGACCCUCUGGGCUUCGGCUUAGGGGACCCACUGGACUGGGCUUCUGAGCUGCUGCUCCUGCCCGAGGACGAUAUCUGGGGGGCGUCCGACGAUGGGGACCUGUUCGGCUCCGUUUUGGAUACUAACCCCAACAACAUCAUUAUCCAGGACUGUAUGUGGAGUGGCUUCUCCGCCAGGGAAAAGCUGGAGCGGGUGGUCACUGAGAAACUCGGUAAGGCUAUUUCCACCGCCGCGGCAGGCGGCAGGAGCGUGUGCGUCAAGGCACCGGAGGUUGUGAGCCGCAGCUCGGUGUCAGAGUGCGUGGACCCAACGGUAGUCUUCCCUUUCCCGGUCAACAAGAAGAACGGCAGCAGGGACUCAACCGGGACCGUAAACACACCAACAACCCACGGGAGCGCUCCCAGUGACUCCGAAGAGGAAGAUGACGAUGAAGAAGACGAUGACGAGGACGAGGAGGAGGAUGAGGAGGAAGAAGAAGAAGAGGAGGAGGACUGUGAGGAUGAUGAGGAAGAGGAGGAGGAGAUCGACGUGGUGACGGUAGAGAAGAGGCGCUCCACCAUCAACAAGGCGUCCCCGAUGUCGACGGGCACCGUCACCAUCUCCGUUCAUCCCAAGAGCCAGGACGCGAGGGGGAGCGGCGUGGUGAGCCGCUUGGUCAGCCGAGCCCCUCAGGAGCUGAUCCUGAAGAGGAGCUCCGUCCACCAGCAGCAGCACAACUACGCCGCGCCCUCGCCGUACGCUUCGGACGACGACCCCGCGCCGCCUUCGAAGAAGCAGAAGACGUCAGACGCGCCCCGCCCCCCCACCAGAACCAUCUCCUCGUCCUCCUCGUCCUCCUCCACGUCCUGCAGCUCCGUCGGCAGCUCGUCGGGGCCGCGCAGCAAGCGCAGCGCCAGCGGGGACAGCAGCCCGCGCGGCAGCUCCGACUCGGAGGACAGCGAGCGCAGACGCAACCACAACAUCCUGGAGCGCCAGCGCCGCAACGACCUGCGCUCCAGCUUCCUGACGCUGCGAGACCACGUGCCCGAGCUGGCGCACAACGAGAAGGCGGCGAAGGUGCUGAUCCUGAAGAAGGCCACGGAGUACGUGAGCUCGCUGGAGACGGAGGAGAUGAGGCUCCAGCAGGAGAAGGACAGGCUCCAGGCCCGCAGGCAGCAGCUGAUGCGCAGGCUGGAGCACGCUAGGACUCGCUAACAGACAACCACUACAACACAGAAACACUCACAUAUACCCUGGAUGACCCCUGACCCCGGCCUCACACACACAGACUAGAUGCACACACACCUUAAACACACACAGACACACUGCAUAUCUGUCACAAACAUCUCAGAGGACGCUGCAGACACACACAGAGGAGAGUGGGGGGGGUCUCCGGGGGGAUGCUCGGACUUUCACUGCCGCCACUUUUUUUGCACAUUUGUUGACGUUAAGAAUGUUUAGGGUUUACUUUUUCAAUCCAGUCACAUUGAGGAAAGAUAAAAAGAGAAAAGAAUGAGGAAGGAGCAGAGACACACCUUGUAUUGCUCUUCUCUUCCUCUGGUUUUUUAUAUCAUUUGUAUUUUUUUUUGUACUCACUGUGACACCAGCCUGGGAUCAGCUGAUCCCACAGGGACAGGUGUCCCACAGGGACAGGUGUCCCAGGGCACUUUGCGUGGAGAGUUCACGUACAAGACGCAGUGCACACUUACUUUGCCUUCACCACUGCAAAAACUGAAGAGACUAUGACGACUUCUGGGUCACGUUAAAGAAAAAACAAACAAAGCCACUACAGGUUCUCUUUCUCUCACUCCUCCUCACACUGGUGCUCCAACCAAGUCAGUGGAUGUAUAACUGUGCACCUUGCUAGCUGACACUUUUGUAUAUAACAAUAGUGUACAGACAAAAUACACUCAGAAUCUGCCUUGUUUUGUAAUACAUUUUGUCCUUUGUUUUUUUUAUACAUGUCAGGAAGCUGCCAAUAACUAGACUGGAAGUUUAUAUACCUUUAAAGUACUGUAAGGCCUCAAUUUUUGAGAGUCAUGAAACUUUGUAAUAUAACAAUAUAUUGUUUUUUUUCUUCUCUUUUCUUUGUAUUGUAUCAUAUUACUAAUUCUACACACCUUUAUGCUUUUAGUGUGAACCUGAUACAUACUAAAUUUGAUACUUAUAUUUUCGUAUGAAAAUGAGUUCUCGGUAGAUAUCACUUUAUCUCGUCAUGUUUUCUCUCUUCUUCUAUCUCAAAUAAUUCUUUUGUACAGCAAAAUGUGUUCUAUCCUCAUGUACCUGGCCUUUUUAUUUCUUUCUCCUCCUUUUGUUUAUAUUUGUAACUAUCGGGUGCAUAGAACUGGGUAAACGGAUAUAAGAUGUUUGUUUUUUUCACUUUUAAAAUGUACAUUUAGUGCUGCAACUCAUAGCACUUUGAAAUACCUCAUUUUGAAAAAUAAAUAGACAUCAUAAAAUCCU
Centropristis striata (black sea bass) is the source of this 2830-nucleotide messenger RNA. It is a transcript of the gene mycn, whose product is annotated as MYCN proto-oncogene, bHLH transcription factor. Gene Ontology annotation, biological process: regulation of transcription by RNA polymerase II. The record is from RefSeq and is a predicted model, not a curated record. The transcript has 3 exons. Gene Ontology annotation, molecular function: protein dimerization activity; DNA-binding transcription factor activity, RNA polymerase II-specific; RNA polymerase II cis-regulatory region sequence-specific DNA binding. NCBI's taxonomy places the organism in Eukaryota, Metazoa, Chordata, Actinopteri, Perciformes, Serranidae. Bases 176 to 1582 code for a protein of 468 amino acids.